This is a messenger RNA of Colletes gigas, 4982 nucleotides long. Its product is annotated as membralin. Lineage: Eukaryota; Metazoa; Arthropoda; Insecta; Hymenoptera; Colletidae. The transcript has 13 exons. Bases 270 to 2396 code for a protein of 708 amino acids. Gene Ontology annotation, cellular component: endoplasmic reticulum. Gene Ontology annotation, biological process: positive regulation of ERAD pathway; response to endoplasmic reticulum stress. The record is from RefSeq and is a predicted model, not a curated record.
UAUACGUGUUGUAGAAUAUCAAAACACAUGAUGAUGAAGUGAUAAUUUGACGAGCAUCGAAUUUGUUAAUACUUACAAUCUGUAUUUUUACGAAUCUGUUAUUAUCCUUAGUGACAUGCAGAAGAAUAGUUUUGUUGGAAAUACAGCGUUAUAUUUAUUGUUCAGAUCUUAAACAAGGAUAUACAAAAGGUAACUUGAAUGUUUAUGGGUAAAAGUUAUUAAUUACUACAGAAUCAUUUGUUGAAAAUAAAUAUUACAUAAGAUUUAAAAUGUCUGAAGUGGAUGGUGGUGCUAUACCAACAACAAAUAAUCAGAACGGUGCGGCUAUACAUAACAAUCAUAUUGCUGGUGGUGCAACUCAGCCAAAUUUGAAUAAUAAUAACAUGAAUACCACUGGGAAUAAUAAUAAUCAAAUCCCAUUAGUUAAUGUGAGGGACAGAUUGUUUCAUGCAAUGUUUAUUAAGGCUGCAUUAACAUAUGCAAGAACAUUUCCAAGGCAUGUCAGGAGACUUAUUGAAUUUAUAGUUUUAUUAAAGGCUAUAUUAGCAUUUUUUGUGCUGGCUUAUAUUCACAUAGUAUUUUCACGUGUACCAGCUAAUUGUUUGGAACAUAUAAGAGAUGAUUGGCCACGAGAUGGUAUAUUAAGAGUUGAAAUACUUAGAAAUGGAGGAGAAGAUUAUAGUAUAGAAAAGAGUUACGUAAAAGAAGAGAAAUUAAGACAAGAAAAAGUUGAUGACUUAACUAAUGCUUUGGGGAUAUUAACUAGAGAUGGGUUUAUUAUCAUUGAACCAUCUGCUGUUGAUGAAGAUAGUGAUACUACAAAUGUGUCUAAUGAAGAAAGUCAUGAUAAUUUAUCAUUACCCAAGAAAGAUAUAGUUAUCAGAGGUGCUACUGUUUCCGGCGAUGCACAAGAUCCAAAAUUAAGUAUAAAUAAUACAAGUCCUUUACUAUCUACAACAUUUUGGAAUGAUCUAAAUAUAGACAAGAAAGAAACAUCAAAUGAGAAGACAGUAUUACUAGAAAGCGCACAAAAUAGAACCACAGGACCCGAUGCAAAUAAAUUAGAUAAAGAAGAUGUUAUCCAACUUUUAAAAGAGCAAAACUUUGAAUCUGAUAAGUUUGCUAGAACAGACGAUGGUUAUAUUGUUGAAUAUUCAUUGGAAUAUGGUUUCUUGAGAUUGUCACCUGCAGCCAGACAGAGAUUAAACAUUCCUGUAAAAGUUGUUACUUUGGAUCCUAUGAAUGACAAAUGUUUUGGUGAUGAUUUUUCGAGAUUAAUACUUGAUGAAUUCUUGGGAUAUGAUGAUUUACUAAUGACGAGUAUUAAGACACUGGCAGAGCACGAAGACAAUAAAGGCUUUUUACGAAAUGUGGUAACCGGAGAACAUUAUCGAUUUGUAAGCUUGUGGAUGGCCAGAACGUCGUAUCUUGCUGCAUUUUGCAUCAUGUUAAUUUUUACUAUCUCCGUUUCUAUGUUACUACGGUAUUCGCAUCACCAGAUUUUCGUGUUUAUUGUGGAUCUACUUCACAUGUUGGAGUUCAAUUUACCGAUAUCGUUUCCGGCUGCGUCUCUACUUACAGUGAUACUGGCCCUUGUCGGGAUGGAGGCAAUCAUGUCAGAAUUUUUCAACGACAAUAGAACUGCUUUUUACAUCAUACUGAUUGUCUGGAUUGCUGAUCAGUAUGACGUUGUUUGCUGUCACACACAAGUUACGAAGAGGUAUUGGCUUCGGUUCUUCUAUUUGUACCACUUUUCGUUCUACGCUUACCAUUACCGAUUUAAUGGGCAGUACAGCAGUCUGGCGCUUGUCACAUCUUGGCUGUUCAUACAGCACUCGAUGCUAUACUUCUUCCAUCAUUACGAGCUGCCUGUGAUUCUGCAACAGGCGCAGUUACAAAACCUUCUGUUUCAUAACCAUGGGCAGCCUCGCAUGGCUGAACUAUCGCCAGAAUCUCAAUCCAGACUGAACGUAACGCUCGCUAGUCCUGUCCCAUCCCCUGAAUCGACCCCGACAUGGGAAGGAUCGGACGCUACGGUGUCUGAACCGGCAGAAGAAGUAUCUUCGACGAGUUCAACGGUGCAGAUUGCGUCGGAGUCGACCAAUUCCGAGGGACAAGUCGCGGAAGAAGCCAGAAGCACGACAAACGGUUCUCAGUCGAGCGAACAACAAAGUAACGAAGCAACAGGGAGCCCAGCGGCGUCGAGCACGAGCACCGAUACGAGCACGGAAGCGAAAUCAGCAGCGCCAACAUCUGGUAGCGCUAUUUCCUCUUCCGAGGUAGGAGACAAUGGAUCGUCCACAGAUAUUUCUACGUCGGAAGGCUUUGAAGUGAUCGAGGCUACGCAAGCGACCCGGAAGGAAACGGCGUCCUAUCAGGACAAGCAAGAACACUAAAUGCCUCGAGCCAUGCCAGUUGCAUAGCGGAUAGCCUGGGAGAAGAGGUUGUCAUUUCAGAGCGUCCCGGAGCUGAAAAAUCUCGAGGAUCCCAGACAAUUGGACACGGGCUGUAUCGUUCGCUGUGGAUCAUACAGGGGCAAAUAAAACGUUUAUUUUAUAACGUAUCGAUAUCGAAAGUCUGGGAAAGCCCGUCCAUCGGCGGAGCGGCCUGAAACCUGGGGUGUCAGGUUUUAACGAGUAACCGGGGAACUGAAGAUCGGUAGGGAUGAAACGAGAUAAGUAACUGGAUUUCAUCGUGCACGGGACCAGAUAGCUAGGAAAUACACUCCUACCAAGAGAUUAACGUUUGCAAUAUCGUAUUCCCGGGGUCAGAGAGAAAGACGAAUAACUACGAAGGUGACGGAACGAGGUUUUCCGAGGCGGAUUCUUUUUAACUGUUUGUAAAGAGGUUAGGAUAGAUUUUAGAAAUUUCUGACUUUCGUUUCGACCGGAAUCGAGGAACGAGCUUUUCUUUAAAGCGCCGAUCGCUUUGGUUCAUCGAGCAUUCAUAGAUCAAUGGCGUCGAAUUUUAAUGGUCCGAAUGGGUAAUGCAACCGAACAGUGUGGAUGAUUGAUCUUCAUGCAUAAACAGUUUCUAGAACUGUCGAAUUUUAAACGGUAUUGUACCUUUUACGUUUACCUCGAAACGGGACAGUUAUAUCUGGCGAAAUUGCAAAAAAAUACCGGGACUGCGAUCCAUGAACAUAACAAAUCGAAACUUCAGUAUGUAUCUUUUCUUUUCUCACGUUGCCUGGAGGGGAGGUCCCGUUUUCGUGAACAAAAGUCUCAGUACGAACAAAGAACUUUUCGAAUUUCGUACUGCAACGAUGAGGAUGACUUUUAUGAAGUGGCCGAUGCAUAAUGGGAGAAAAAGCUGUACAAAUUCAAGUGAACGGAAACAUGACAUAUAGUGAUAAAAAAAGGGAAUUGUUUUUCAACGUAACCAUGACUCGAAGAGCGUGUGGAGAUACUGUUCGUGCGAAGAAAAUAUAGAUUACCGUACAACUCCUUUAUCAACGCAGAUACGUAGACGAUCAUACAAUAUUUCUAUCUAUCCCCUUCGUGUCUGCACAUCUAAAUGCAGCGAAUAUUUUUUUUUAUCUGCAUUAAUCUGUUUUGAUAUUCAUACAGUAACGAAAAAAAAAAAAAAAACAAUGCAAAUUGAUCGCGCGACUGUUUGAUCAUUUAAUCAAAGGAUAACCCAUGAAAGGUAAAAGUCCGUACGAAAGUCCAGAGAUGAUCGAGCGUCGGUUACUUCAUAAGCGAUUAUGGUUUAUUUAUAUAUUUUAUGUCGUAGAUAGGUAAUUGGUUGAAAUUUACGUGUACGAUCAUGGUUUGGGUUCACCUUCGAGAAUGCUCGGGAGAUUCUAACUCCUGGUAGUCGAGCUAGCGUCGACCGUGACGAAUCUUUGUAUCGAUAAUGCCGUUUGUACAGAAACAACCGAGACUUAAGUCGCGCGAUUCAUUCAUAUCUCGCAGCAAGUUCUCCGACGUUAUCCUUAGGCUUAAUUAAUUAAGUCGCUUAGUUGAUAAUCUCACUCGUGGGAAUUGUAGCGCGUUGGAGGUGUGUCGGCGUCGUGAACAAAUUUCACAAGUUAACGAUCAAAACUACGAGAGAGAUGAAACGGGGGAAGAGCGUGUACAUUACGAGCGUCAGUGGAAACGGAAAAUUCACCCGUAAACGUCGAGGUAUCCGCGUUCACGUGUUAUUAUCUAAGGCUUUGAUCGCUGAUUAUUGUAACAUAAGUUUUACUGUAUCAUACGUCCGAGGGGGAGGCGUUGUCGCAACGUCUCUCGCGUGUUUGUUCACCUACUUUUUUCUAUAUCGGUUAUAAACGCGUUUCCGGUGGUAAAUGCGAAACGCGCGACACGUCGAAAUUAGAUUUAAGAGGCAGCGACUCGUAGAGUAAGAAUUAAACUGGUGACAGAAUUUGUUAAGAGAUAUUUACUGCACAUAUAUUUAUUCAUUUACUAUCAGCGUUCUUCUAUCGGCGUGCAUCUGUUAGGUUGUCCAAUAAUUUCAUAUCAUUGAAGAAAAUAUUUAUCUCUUUCUGUUUACAAUCUCGUUCCAACGUUCGAUUAGCUUUUGUACAACAUCGAAGAAAAAAAUUCCCGCGGUUCAGCGCCGACGAACUGAACCAAUUUUUUUCGUUAGUUUCGAAGGAGACAAUAGAAAUAGGUGGGUGUCGGAUAAGUCUGUAAUCGAGGAGUAAAGUGAAUGUGGGAGGACCUUUCAACCAAGCUCUCGAAUAGCUAUUUUUGUCAUAGCUGCAACAUGCGGUCGGGCGUUAUCACGUUGAAGUAUCACCCCACGUUGACGAAUUGGGCUUUUCCGUUUAAUGACAUCGAUCAAUAGGCGAACUUGCUGGCUGUAUAACUGGGCAUUAAUUGUUUGAUUGUUCUCUAUCAAUUCGUAGUGAUUAUACGCUUCCAAUACCACCAAAUAUUGCUUGUUCGUCAGGACUCGUGCGCCCCCUUCGUAUUACAGACAUCGUGUUUCGUAUCUAAUAAUAAUCGUCUUUAAAAAUGGACGAUGAUGACAAA